This is a messenger RNA of Ruditapes philippinarum (Manila clam), 3234 nucleotides long. Its product is annotated as protein crumbs homolog 1-like. Gene Ontology annotation, biological process: cell communication; establishment or maintenance of epithelial cell apical/basal polarity; heterophilic cell-cell adhesion. NCBI's taxonomy places the organism in Eukaryota, Metazoa, Mollusca, Bivalvia, Venerida, Veneridae. The transcript has 6 exons. The record is from RefSeq and is a predicted model, not a curated record. Gene Ontology annotation, cellular component: protein-containing complex; plasma membrane. Bases 265 to 2421 code for a protein of 718 amino acids. Gene Ontology annotation, molecular function: calcium ion binding.
UGCCACAUGUUUCACAAGAUGGGGUUGUUUUGGAUAUAUAACCGGGUAUCUAUGUAACAAAAGAGAUUUGGAAAUACUGGCUCUCUUUGUGUCACCACCCAUUUUGUUUACCGCACAAAGUUAAGUACAGACCGCCAAAGAAAUAUAAAAACAUAAACAAUGCACUUAAAUGAAACAAAAAUUUUGUUUCAUUCAAAACUCGAAAUAUUAUUUUGUGAAACGGACUGAGUUUGGGAUUCAGAAACUGUUUAAAACAUUCAAGACAUGGAUAUUAAUCUAAACGUUGUUCUUUUUUAUUUGUUAAUUCUAUCAUGUAUCCAAUUUAGAUAUGGAGUUAGUAACUUUCAUAAGGAAACGCAUAAGAUGUCAAAGCGGCAAAUAGAUCUCCUUCCGGGAGGGUCGGAAUCUCAUCUCAGAACGAGGCAGUUGAAGGAAGAAAUCCAUUGUUUGCCGAAUGAAUAUGGACAUAAUUGUACAUAUUGCAUCGCGAAAGACACAUGUGAAGAAGGACAUUAUAAAUGUGAUACAGACACAGGAAGUAAAGUUUGCUUGCCAGGUUACCAAGGCAAAAACUGUAGAAUCUCAACACAAUUGGCAAAUAGCUACUAUGACGUCACGUGCCCAGAAAACACAUGUCGCAAUGGCGGAUCGUGCGCUUCCGGUUAUUGUUGUUGUAGAGAUGGAUUUAUGGGAAUACUGUGUGAGAUAGAGAUAAUUGAAUGUAAGAGUAACUCGUGCUUAAAUGGAGGGAUUUGUAAAGAUUUGAUUGGAAAGUACGAGUGCUUAUGCAAACCAUCAUAUGAAGGUACAAACUGUGAGAUACGUGUAGCGCAUGUGCAGACGACCCCAUCCCGUGAUUCUGGAUGUCAAUCUAAAUCAUGCCUGAAUAAUGGAACGUGUCUAGAAGAUACAUAUUUCACUUACUGCCUUUGUUCAACUUAUUUCACAGGAGAUCAUUGUGAAACUUACAUUGGCAGUGUACAGCAAAACGCGUGUCCAGAAAAUUACUAUGGGACUGGUUGCCAAACUUUCUGUUCUCCUGAAAACAACUGCUUUGGGCACUAUGUUUGUAAUAAAGCAGAUGGAAAGAAAAUAUGUACAAGCGGAUGGGAUGGGCCAAAUUGCGACGCAAGAGGUUUACCACAGAGAAUAGACCCCGAGUGCCCCCUGCAUGGCUGUAAAAACGAUGGCCAAUGCUCUAACGGCAGAUGCUGCUGUAAAUAUAACUAUACUGGUGAAAACUGUCAGAUUGAAUCUAUCGGUUGUCUAAGUAGCCCAUGUCAAAAUAAUGCAACAUGCACAAGUGCUGGAAAUGGAUUUCUUUGUCACUGCCGUUCAAAUUUCACUGGAAAAAUGUGUGAAAAUAUUAUAAGAUCGCCAACUACUACAAUGCCAACAAGUAAUGCCUUAAUAUAUAAUGUCACUAUGCUGCCAAGUACAAGUUAUUCCUUUCAAUAUUCAACAGAUAAGUCAACAAGUAAUGUCAUAAAUUCUAAAACCACCAUGUCAACAAGUUAUAUAAAAAAUCAUAGUACAACUAGGUCAAUCAACAAUUCCAUUAAACCCACUGCAAUAAUGUCGACAAGUAGCCAUUCAAUAUUUAAAUAUGUUAGCACUCAUAUGUAUGCAGAAAUGCUCACAGCAUUAAGUGUAUCACCGUCUGUCUCACAAACUUCUGUCACCCAAUCUUAUGCGCACUCGGUAACAGUGUCAACACCAUUUCAAACUAGCUUAUCUAUAUCUGAUACAUAUAGUAAAACAAUUCCAGCACAUGUCACUAAGGUUCCUGUAACAUCUUUGUUGUCACACAAUAUUCAAUCAGAAAACAUUGAUCUUAUUUCAUCAACGUCAAAGGAAAACAUAAAAGCAACGACAUCGACCCCAGUUUCUAAAUCUUUUAUAUCAUCUCUAGGCACACUUACAUCUAAAACUGAACAAAGUGCUUCAUUAGUUUCAUCUUCGCAUUCAGCAAACCCUGCUGUUAGUGCCGGUAACCAUCACAUAGCAAAUCAUCUAUUUUCAACGUCGUUGUUAUUGACAAAAAAAGAAACCAUCCGAAGUUCACGUUUACCUCAAUUUCACACUUCCUCAAUAUACAUUCCGCAGGUCUUACCUUCUUCAGUUUUUGAUUCUUUUAGUACAAGUCUUAAACAUUCGAUCAGUACUACCCCACCGAUUAAACCAUCAACUAGCAUAGUAACAACUGAUGUUCCUUCAAACAUUAUUUCACAUUCUUCAGUUAUUCCCUCCUCUUUUAUUACGAAAUCAAAGACCUACCUCGUACAAAAUGCAUCACAUGCAAUUUCAUCACCGGAAUCAACAAUUAAGCCUCUUUCCUCAUAUCUCACAUCACAGAAAACUAUACAUUUACCAAGGAUGUCAAGUUUAUCAAAAUACUCACAUAAAGACUACACCAGUUGAUAUUUCUUCACAAAGUUCACAAGCGACAUUAAUAGAUAUCGCACAUACUCGAGUAAGCAAUACUCACACCAACUUUGAUACUACAGACCAAGUAGUUGGUUCAUUUAAAGACAUGCCUAUAACAACUAGAACUGUAGAUUCGUCCAAUAUACAAGCAUCCUACACAGUUAUAUCCCAGCAACACGCCAAUAACGAAAAUCAAACCAACUCUAAUAGAAACCUUAUCAGUGCAACUAAAACUUCCACUGAAGCAGUAAAACAAGGCAGCCAUAGAACAAUGACGCAUGCUAUAAAUGGAAGUAUAAGUAACAAAUACAAUCUAGGUGAUAGUUCUUCCAUAGAAAGUUCAAUCAGUAAGACAAAUGUAAACACUCAAAUGCCUUAUUACAAUGUGAAAUCAACUACAGAAAAAGUAUCGGCUACUCCCGUCCAAUCAUCUUCAUCAUUCAAUAGAGAAAUCAUUACUCAGUCAACAUUUGUAGAUACUAUUUCACCAACUCUAAUAGUGACAGACAGAAAUUUGGAGUCUUCAAAUGGCAUAUCAAAGGCAUGGCGGAUAGCACUGAUCGUUAUUGGGAGUUUAUUGCUCGUUGUUGCUAUUGUUUUUCUUGUGGUAUUCUUAUCUGUCAGGCAAAGGAGGAAGGAUUCCAGAACAAUCAGUCAUUCUCCGGCCGAAGUUCAGGAUUUUUCUAAGGAACACUUUUCAGAGCAGCCCGACUUUCACAAUCCUACUUACGACAUUGAAAAUGAUUCCGACGACGAUUCUGUAAAAUAUGAUAUGUAUGUUGUGAAUAAAUAAAAGAUAUAACUGUA